UCUCUCUCUCUCUCUCUCUCUCUCCCUCCUCCAGCCAAGACGUGCUUCCUCGGCGGGACAUGGCAGGUGCUGCCGCCGGCUCUGAGUGCGCGCUGAGCGGCGUGUGGCUGUGCGGCUGAGCGGUGAGGUGGAAGAUGCUGCUGCGGCUCGUGGAAGUCCGCUCCUCGUCGUCAGUCUUCCCGCCUCCUGCGCGCGGAUUUACGCCGGACUCGCUCCUCCAGGAGGAUUUAAAGGAGGAUUUAAAGAAAUAAAUUGGGCAUCUUUUUUUGGGGGGGGGGAGAUACGGACUCGCCUCCUGCAUCCGCAGUGCGGCUGCAUGCGAAGUGACACCUGCAGGUGCAUGAUGCCCUCCAUCUCUAAAGAGGCUUGAUCUCGUGGACCGUGCCUCCUUCCCGCUCUUUGCCGCAGCCAUGACGUCCCACGCCGUGAGGACACGGACCUGCUUUUUCCUAUGCUGCUUCUUCUCCACAUUGGCGCCGCUUGUGACGCCGAAGACGGCGGCGCGAGCGUCGCAGGCCCACGGCUCGGCCUCCCAGGUCAUCACGGCGUCCAUCGAGGAGGAAGGGUACGCCUCGUUCCGCGCCGAGAACCCCGAGUGGACGUUUAACCAUUUGACGGUGGACUAUCGCAACGGCAACGUUUACCUGGGAGCCGUGAAUCGCAUCUAUAAACUGUCGCCCGGCUUGGAGGUGCAGGUGUCGCACCAAACCGGGCCGGACGAAGACAACCGCAAGUGCUACCCGCCCCGCAUCGUCCAACCGUGCAGCGAGCCCCUCACGCUCACCAACAACGUCAACAAGAUGCUGCUGAUGGACUACCGGGAAAACCGUCUCCUGGCGUGCGGCAGCCUCUACCAGGGCAUCUGCAAACUGCUGCGCCUGGACGACCUCUUCAAGCUCGGGGAGCCCUUCCACAAGAAGGAACACUACCUCUCCGGCGUCAACGAGAGCGGCUCUGUGUUUGGCGUCAUCGUCUCCUACGGCAACGCCUCCCCGGACAUGUUGUUUGUAGCCACGGCGGUGGACGGCAAGCCGGAGUACUUCCCCACCAUCUCCAGCCGCAAGCUGGCCAGGAACUCUGAGGAGGAUGGAAUGUUCGCCUACGUCUUUCACGAUGAGUUUGUGGCCUCCAUGAUUAAGAUCCCCUCAGACACCUUCACCGUCAUACCGGACUUUGACAUCUAUUACAUUUACGGCUUCGCCAGUGGAAACUUUGUCUACUUCUUGACGCUGCAGCCCGAAAUGGGGGGCGGCCCCACCACCGGGUCCUCCUCGGCCGGUAAAGAGCAGGUCUACACCUCCAAGAUAGUCCGCCUCUGCAAAGCAGACACCGCCUUCCACUCCUACGUGGAGGUGCCCAUCGGAUGCGUGAGCGGCAAUGUGGAUUACCGACUGCUGGAGGCGGCCUACCUGUCCAAAGCCGGCGCCAACUUGGCGCGCUCGCUGGACGUGGCGCCGGACGACGACGUGCUGUUCGCCGUGUUCUCCAAGGGACAGAAGAGGCGGCCGCGGCAGGAAUUCCAAGACUCGGCGUUGUGCGUCUUCUCCCUGCGGGAGAUCAAUGAAAAAAUCAAAGACAGGCUGCAGUCGUGCUACAGGGGCGAGGGCACCUUGGACCUGGCUUGGCUCAAGGUCAAAGAUAUUCCCUGCAGCAGUGCGCUCUUGACCAUCGACGACGACUUCUGCGGCCUGGACAUGAACGCACCGCUGGGCGUGUCGGAGAUGGUGCAAGGCAAGUCCCUCUUCUCGGACGCCAAUGACAAAAUGACCUCGGUGGUGGCCUACGUGUACAAGAACCACUCGCUGGUCUUCGUGGGCACCAAGAGCGGACGCGUGAAGAAGAUACGAGUGGACGGCUCCUCGCGGGCCCUGCAGUACGAGACGGUGCAGGCGGUGGAAAGCGGUCCUAUCCUGCGCGACAUGGCCUUCUCUUCCGACUACCACUACCUCUAUGUCAUGUCCGAGACCCAGCUUUCAAGGAUGCCCGUGGAAGCGUGUGGUCAGUACUCCACCUGCAGCGAAUGCCUCGGAUCGGGAGACCCUCACUGCGGCUGGUGUGUCCUGCACAACACGUGCACACGGAAGGAGAAAUGCGAGCGUUCGACGGAGCCUCGCCGCUUUGCGUCUGACAUCAAGCAGUGUGUGCGACUGAGCGUGCACCCCAACAACAUCUCCGUGUCCCAGUUCAGUGUGACGCUGGUCCUGGAAGCACACAAUGUGCCCGAACUGACCGCCGGGGUCAACUGCACCUUUGAGGACCUGGCGGAAAUGAGCGGCCUGGUGGAGGGGAACCGAAUCCGGUGUUUCUCUCCCGCCGAGAAGGAGAUGCCUCGCGUCGUCGUCGACAAAGGCGACCACCAGAUCGUGCAGCUCUAUCUCAAGUCCAAGGAGACCGGCCUGGCGUUCGCUAACACCAGUUUUGUCUUCUACAACUGCAGCGUCCACAAGUCGUGCUUGUCCUGCGUGAGCAGUCCUUACCAGUGCCACUGGUGCAAGUACAGACACGACUGCACACAUGACCCCAGGACUUGUUCCUUCCAGGAGGGACGAGUCAAGAAAGCUGAGGAGUGUCCCCAGCUGCUGCCAGCAGGCCGCGUCCUGGUCCCGGUCAACGUGGUGAAGCCCAUCACCCUGCGGGCCAAGAACCUCCCCCAGCCUCAGUCGGGUCAGCGCGGCUACGAGUGCCUGCUGACCAUCCAAGGCAACGAGCACCGCGUCCCCGCCCUCCGCUUCAACAGCUCCUCGGUGCAGUGUCAGAACACAUCGUACUUCUACGACGGGAUGGAGAUGAGCAGCCUUCCUGUGGAGCUGACCGUCAUCUGGAACGGAGACUUCAGUAUCGACAACCCCGCCCACAACAAAGUCCACCUGUACAAGUGCGACGCCCAGCGCGGGAGCUGCGGACUUUGCCUGAAGGCCGACCCACUGUUUGGCUGCGUGUGGUGCAAAGGAGAGAACCGCUGCACCCUCAAGCAACACUGCCCGCACCCCGAGAACCAGUGGCUGGAGCACAACGGCAUCAACAGCAAGUGCACGGACCCCCGAAUCACUCAGGUUACACCCCUGCGAGGUCCCAGGGAAGGCGGGACGCUGGUGACCAUCCGCGGUGAGAACUUGGGCCUGGAGUUCCGCGAGAUCCAGGCCAACGUGAAGGUGGCGGAGGUGGAGUGCACGCCCAUCCGUGACGGUUACAUCCCAGCAGAACAGAUCGUGUGUGAGAUGGGUCGAGCCGAGAUGAGCCAGUACACAGGACACGUGCAGGUGUGCAUCGGCGUGGGCGAGUGCAGGCCGGAAUUCACGGCCAAAUCAUACAAGUAUUAUUACUUUGUGGGUCCGAAGAUCGGAAGCAUCAAGCCCAACAGGGGGCCCGUCUCUGGGGGGACGGUGGUCACAAUCGCUGGCGCCAACCUGGACGCCGGCAGCAAUGUGUCCGUCAUGUUUAAGGACCAGCCGUGCACUUUGCUCAAACGCGGCGGCCUGUGGCUGAAGUGCCGCACCCAUGCGUCUCUGCACGGCUACGGAAACGUGUCCGUGUCGGUGAGCAUCGACAAAGCUCAGCUUCAGAAAGACCUUCGUUACGUGUACGUAGAGGACCCCACCGUCACCAAGAUAGAGCCCGAGUGGAGCAUCUACAGCGGACACACCCCAGUGACAGUGACAGGAACCAACUUGGACAUCAUCCAAACGCCUCUCAUCAGAGCCAAAUACAACAAUCACGAGACGCUCAAUUUAUGUCAGGUCCUAAGUCCGACGUCCAUGCAGUGCCAGGCCCCUGAGCUCCCCAUCAGCUUGGCCCACCAGCAGGAGGUGCCAGAGAGGCCCGACGAGUUCGGCUUCAAGCUGGACGACGUGCAGGCGGUCAUGGCGCUCAACAACACCAACUUCAUCUACUACCCCAACCCCGAGUUUGAGCCUCUGAGCGCGUCCGGAGAACUGGAGCUGAAACCCGGAUCUCCCAUCAUACUGAAGGGACGGAACUUCCUCCCGCCAACCAACAGUGGGAACGGCAAAAUGAACUACACUGUUCUUAUCGGAGAGAAGCCCUGCAUGUUGACAGUGUCUGAGACGCAGCUGCUGUGUGAGUCGCCAAACCUGACAGGUCGACACAAAGUUCUGGCUCGCGUGGGCGGCAUCGAGUUCUCCCCCGGCGAGGUCCACAUCACGUCGGACAGCCCGCUCAGCAGCACGGCCAUCAUCGGCAUCGCGGCGGCCGGCGCCCUGCUCCUCCUCGCCAUUGUCAUGGUGCUCAUCGCCUACAAGCGCAAGUCUCGUGAGAGCGACUUGACACUGAAGAGGCUCCAGAUGCAGAUGGACAACUUGGAGUCGCGGGUGGCGCUGGAGUGCAAGGAAGCUUUUGCAGAGCUACAAACGGACAUCCAUGAGUUGACCAGCGACUUGGACGGUGUAGGAAUCCCCUUCUUGGACUACAGGACAUACACCAUGAGGGUCCUUUUCCCCGGCAUUGAGGAGCAUCCUGUUCUGCGAGACUUGGAGGUGCCAGGCUACCGUCAGGAUCAAGUUGAAAAAGGCCUGAAGCUCUUUGGUCAGCUGAUCAACAACAAAGUCUACCUGCUGUGUUUCAUUCGCACGCUGGAAGCCCAACGAGGUUUUUCUAUGCGUGACCGCGGCAACGUGGCCUCGCUCAUCAUGACGGUGCUGCAGAGCAAGCUGGAGUACGCCACCGACGUCCUCAAGCACCUGCUGUCCGACCUCAUCGACCGCAACCUGGAGAGCAAAAACCACCCCAAGCUGCUGCUGCGCAGGACGGAGUCUGUGGCGGAGAAAAUGCUGACCAACUGGUUCACCUUUCUGCUCUACAAGUUCCUCAAGGAGUGUGCGGGGGAGCCGCUCUUCUCGCUCUUCUGCGCCAUCAAGCAGCAGAUGGAGAAAGGGCCUAUCGACUCCAUCACGGGAGAAGCACGUUAUUCUCUCAGCGAGGACAAGCUCAUCAGACAACAGAUCGACUACAAGACGCUGGUGGUAAACUGCAUCCACCCUGAGAACGAGAAGAGCCCAGAGAUCCAAGUGAAGGUGCUUAACUGUGACACCAUCAGUCAGGUGAAGGAGAAGAUCCUGGACGCCAUCUACAAGAACGUGCCGCACUCGCAUCGCCUCAAGGCCUCAGACAUGGACCUGGAGUGGCGUCAAGGACGAGGACAGCGUGUCAUCUUGCAGGAUGAGGACGUCACCACCAAGAUCGAAGGCGACUGGAAGAGGCUGAACAUGCUCGCCCACUAUCAGGUGCCCGACAACGCAGUGAUGGCCCUGGUCCCCAAGCAAGUAACGGCCUACAACUCGGUCAACAACUCCACCGUGUCCCGAACGUCUGCCAGUAAAUACGAAAACAUGAUCAAGUACACGGGCAGCCCAGACAGCCUUCGCUCGCGGACGCCCAUGAUCACGCCCGACUUGGAGAGCGGCGUGAAGGUGUGGCACCUGGUCAAGAACCACGAGCACGGCGACCAGAAGGAGGGCGACCGCGGCAGCAAGAUGGUGUCCGAAAUCUACUUGACCAGACUCCUGGCCACCAAGGGAACGCUGCAGAAGUUUGUGGACGACCUUUUCGAGACCAUCUUCAGCACGGCGCACAGGGGCAGUGCCCUGCCGCUCGCCAUCAAGUACAUGUUCGACUUCCUGGACGAGCAGGCCGACAAACACAGCAUUCAUGACCCGCACGUGCGACACACGUGGAAGAGCAACUGCCUACCUCUGCGUUUCUGGGUGAACGUGAUCAAGAACCCUCAGUUUGUCUUCGACAUCCACAAGAGCAGCAUCACCGACGCCUGCCUGUCCGUGGUGGCUCAGACCUUCAUGGACUCCUGCUCCACCUCGGAGCACCGCCUUGGGAAGGACUCGCCCUCCAACAAGCUGCUGUACGCCAAGGACAUCCCCAGUUACAAGAGCUGGGUGGAGAGGUACUACUCUGACAUCAACAAGAUGCCGGCCAUCAGCGACCAGGACAUGAACGCCUACUUGGCCGAGCAGUCGCGCAUGCACAUGAACGAGUUCAACAGCAUGAGUUCCCUGAGCGAGAUCUACUCCUACGUGGGAAAAUACACGGAGGAGAUUGUUUGUGCGCUGGAGCAGGACGACGCCGCCAGGAAACAACGGCUGGCCUUCAAACUGGAACAGGUGGUGGCCUUCAUGACGCUGGAGAGCUGAGGACCGCACUUCCCAGCAUGCACUGGGAAGAAGACCCCCGAGUAGAAGAAGACCCCGCCCCCCCCCCCCCUUUAUCCCUGCUCCACACACUUGUCCUAAAAACCGAGCCGUGCCUGAGCGAAAACCUGUUCCUGUUGUUUUUCUGCUUCCUUACUUGUUUUCCCUGCUGCUGCCCCCUACUGGACACUUUUUACGUUGCCUUCGAGGAUUUGCACUGGUGGCAGGCGAGCCAAACCAGAAGUUUACACUGAGCAAACACGCGGGCCUGAGAAUGUUCCGCAACCUUCCACAGCUGGAUUUUGCAUUCAGACCAAGGGUGCGUUCAGGCGCCUGGUGUUUGCCGGUUAAAAGGAACGCUGAUGAGUUGGAGCAAACGAACGCACCCGCCUGAGUACUUCCUUUUAACACUCGGGUGUCCAAAGCAAGGACAUAUUCCAAUCACUAAGUCUAACAACAAAACCUUACAGAUGAUUUUCCUACGGCCCACUUCUUCUAUACUGUAAAAGAAAAUGGUAAAGCAGCUCACUCGCCAGAAUUUUACGGUGUUUUUAUAUACAGAAUUACAGUAAAUUGGAAAAUACUACAUUGCUAUUUUUACAGUAAAAUUCUGAGGACUGGGAUUGUUUUUACAGUGCAUUACUGUAAAUGGAGAGACACUUCCACUCUUAUUUGUAUCCUAAUAACUGACAUGUUUACAGUAUAAUUCACUUUAGGUGCAUCGUCUGGGUUAAUGUACCAUUUGGUUUUUCAUCUGAAACUGAUUACCGUAUUUUUCGGACUAUAAGUCGCAGUUUUUUUUCAUAGUUUGGCCGGGCUCCAGUGUGACUUAUAUAUGUUUUUUUCCUUCUUUAUUAUGCAUUUUCGGCAGGUGCGACUUAUACUCCGAAAAAUACGGUACUAACAAAACAGAGUACUCCUGUAUUUUUACCGACAUUGCAUUUCUUUUAGCAUGUAAGUACAGUUUGACCUCCGUUUUUGUCCGUAAUCUGUUUCACAACGUCCGAUGAGAACUGAAUUGUGCGAAAACCGGAGCGAUUUUUUCCCACUGAAUCCAAUCCAGACACCCAAAAAACAUCAAAACAAAACGUUUAAUAGAGAAUAAUCUGACUGUCGUGAUGCGUGCAGGGUCAAAUGGAUUAAUGAACUGCAUCACUUCAUCUAACAGUGGAAAAAAAAAAAAAUUCUUGUCGUUUUUACAGUAAAAAAAAAAAAAAAAAUGGCAUUUUGAUGUAAAAUUUUGGCGACUGAGCUGUCGUCUUUUUUACAGUAAAGACUCUCGUUGGCAAAGAAGGUGAGGAACAGAUGAGGGAAUAUGAGGGGAGGUAUUGUAUUUUUCGGACCAUAGGGCGCACCGGAUUAUAAGGCACACUGCCGAUGAGCGGGUCUAUUUUCAUGCAAAAGGCACACCAGAUUAUAAGGCGCAUCAAAUGUGUCAUUUUAUCAUUUUUUUGUUUCUCCAUGUAAAACACUUCCUUGUGGUCUACAUAGCAUGCAAUGCUGGGUCUUAGGUCAAAAUAUUGCAUAGGUGAUGUUUUACACACCAUCUUCAAAGACGCUUUCCGACCGUCUCUUCAAGAUGCGCCGUUUUGUGGGCCGUCUUAUUUACGUGCCUCCACUUCGACAGCGUCUUAUAUCUUUGUUGUAUUUUUUUGCGCUUCCAUAGCGAGUCUACUGACAGAUAUAAGGGAGAAUUGUACGGCACUUUAUAUUAGACAUGGCGACAGCGGAGGAUGAAUGCCCCACAACACGAGGAUAGAGGAAAAAAGAAGGAGCUUAUUGAGUACUGCUCGGACUACAAUUCAGAUCCCAAAUGCACAUCAGCAGGUACCAAUCGGAAAGAAAAGUUGGUUUUGCAUAAUAUUGCAAAACAAAACAAUAUGCCUCCUAAUAGGUGCCAUUUUGGGGUAUUUACACACACCAUAAUAAUACUUGUAUGUUGAAGCACAGUACGUCUGACUACUAUCCAUUAAGCGGUGCGGCUUUGUAGUUUCCCAAAGUCGUAAUCAAAUAUUUUGACCGAUUUUUGAACGCCGUGUGUAACGUUCUAUAUUCUCAGUGAAUGUUUUGGUGUUGCUUGCUUACGGGUACUUGCUCAUUUAUUGAACAGGCUUCAACCUACAGUCCACACAUAUCUCUUAUGUGUGACCGCCAUCUACUGCUCACAGUUAUUAUCACACCAUGUACCAAAUAAAAUUGCUCCAAAGCCAGAAUGAAUACAGACAUUAGGCGCACUGUCCCAUUUUUAGUGUGCAUUAUAGUCCGUAAAAUACGGUACUUUUGUACUUUGUGUUCUUUCUUGACUUCAAUAGUGUUUCUCACCUUCUUUAUCAAAGAUUUCUUUGACCCCCUCGGUGGCUUAUUUUGCAGUCGUGCUAACGCGUGGGGUUCUUUGGGCACUCGAUUCCACAGGAUGAUACGCAGGCAGACUAGUUUCCUCCAAAAGUGAGUCAUAUGAAAAGUGGGGCGUAGGAAAACCGAGGUAUGUCAAAGAAGUGUUGUGUGUCCUGUUUUGAACCCAAACAAAGUGUGAACGCACCCUUGGAGAGUAAGAAGGGCUCAGGAGGGACAAACUGCCCAGCGCACUUUGAUUAUUAGCAUUAGCAUCCCUGCUUCCGUUUGGCUUACAUGGCUCGCUAUUAAGACAAAAAAAAAAGUGGACUCCCUCUCAGAAGCACACUGUGGAACAAACAACAUGCACAGACGCGCACAACAACAACAACGACAACAAGAAGGGGGUAAAAAGCACCGACGCCCCGGGAUGUUCUUACUUGUGUGGACUUUUUAAAAGUUGCUCAGCCUAAAAACCAAAGGAGCUUGAUGACAUUUUCACAAAACAAACAAACAAACAAACAAAAAAAGUGCCAGCGAGGAAAAAUCUAAAAAGAAAAAACUUUUGUCUUCUUCAUUGUGACGGGAAGCUGUGUGAUACUUUCUGACCUCAGUUUGUGGAGACGCUCCUCCUGGUUCCUGUUUUUGCACAAGCAGAUGGAGUGUAGCUGCAGACAAAGACGAGGAGGAGGGACGAGAACAUUAAGACUUUUUGGAUGUGAAAGACCACUUUCUACCCUCUGCCCUUUUCUUUGCCUUGACAACGUGCCCCGUGUGGUGAUAUGUGAAUGUGAACGAGCGGCCCACCUCGGCUCCUUUUAUUGGCUUUUUUUAAGCGCAUGUAAAACCAUUUAACUUAUUUAAGGGGAAAAAAUGAAGAAAAACAAGCCUUGCGAAGAUGAUGAUGUGCUUUUUUGACUUUAUUUUGCUUGACAGACUGGAGAGCGAGAAAGUGGGGGAACUUCUAGUGAUUGUUUUAAGGUGGAACCUUUAUUCAUUCUGCAGAAGCCUAACGACAACAAACGCUUGGAUAAAAAAAACGCUUGAACUUUCAUUUGCGAGCAUUUGCUGUGUUGUCCUCCUCAGAAACACUCCACAUAUCAAAGACGUGCACGCGGCUGUGCUAAUUAGCGGCGCCUUCCAUGUAGCUGAGGUCAACAUUGUGUCCGAGUCCUGUGACCACGUGCAGUAUCUUCCUUUGCGUGCACAGAUAAAGUUUCCACCUUAAAAAAAAAAAAUUUUAUAGGAACUGAAAAAACGUCCUGGUAGCACAGUAUUAUUAGCAAACAUGUUAAAAAAAUACCUUUAGUAGACCAUAUUUGAAAGAGUAUCUUAUCAAGAGGGUAAAAGAAAAACAGCCCAGGGGGAUAAAAGGUGAGCUUCUCUAACUUUGUUAUAAUUCAUUGUAUACCUGUGUAUGUAAAUAUAAUGCAUUCCUAUUUUGCAGUCCAGAACAAAAUACUAUUUGUAAUAUAGAAUAAACUUUAUU
Molecule: messenger RNA, 9978 nt
Organism: Nerophis lumbriciformis (worm pipefish)
Lineage: Eukaryota; Metazoa; Chordata; Actinopteri; Syngnathiformes; Syngnathidae
Source: RefSeq, a predicted model, not a curated record